UUCUCCCUAUUCUUUGUACAUCUUUGUUCAUUUAGAUCAUCUAAGAAUCAGUUGAAAAAUAACAAGAAAUGGGUAGAUCACCAUGUUGCGAUAAGACCGGACUCAAGAAAGGGCCAUGGACGCAAGAAGAAGAUAUCAAACUCACACAAUACAUCCGAAUACACGGGCCUGGCAAUUGGAAAACCCUUCCCAAGAACGCUGGGCUUCAACGUUGUGGAAAAAGUUGUCGCCUAAGAUGGACCAACUACCUAAGGCCAGAUAUCAAGAGAGGAAGAUUCUCAUUUGAAGAAGAAGAGACUAUUAUCCAACUACAUAGUGUUCUUGGGAACAAGUGGUCUGCGAUUGCUGCCCGCUUGCCUGGAAGAACCGAUAACGAAAUCAAGAACUACUGGAACACUCAAAUCCGAAAAAAGUUACUCCAGAAAGGAAUUGAUCCAGUGACUCAUGCUCCACGUCUAGACCUCUCGGACCUUUCAACUAUACUCAGCUCACCUCAGUUUAAUCUCGCAAACCUUCUUAGCCUCCGAACACUAGUAAACCCUGAUGUUUUAAGGCUUGUUAGUCUUUUAGCCUCGUCAUCAUCUAAUCAAGAACACCAAGAGAUGUUACUGACUAACCACAUAAACACCAUGAACCAAAGCCCUAUUCAACAAACCCAAGAUUGCUAUUCAAUGCAUUUAAGCCCUCGUAGCAGUCAACUUUUGGGUAAAGUAAACCUCAUUCAUGAAAAUGAUGGGCUAUACUUCUCCAAUCACUUGGUAAACUUUAGUGACCAAACUAGUCAAGAAAAUAUGGUACCUCCAUUCUCAAUUGAUAAUUCUGUAACACUCCCAAGUCCGCAAUAUCCGUCACAAGUAUCAGAAAACUGGAGCUUUUUGCGGUCAGACAUAGAAAAUAAGAUCCCUAGUAGCCAGAAAUUCAACUUUGAUUCUAUUUUAUCUAUACCAAUGUCAAGCCCUUCACAUGUGAAUUCAUCAUAGGGGUAGCUCUGAAGUUGAGAGAGGAAGUCACAGCAGCAUAUGAUUAAGUUCGAGCCUCCAGAAAGUUGGGUGUAUGGUGAAUAGGUGAUUUAAUGUUUACAUCAUUGUAAAGUAAUCUAUCAUCUGGUUGUCUUUUAGGAUAGCGUAUCUUGGGAUUUUAGUCUUUGGUGUUUUGGAAACUAUUCUGCCUGUAAAGAACAUACACUGCAUAAUGAAACUUUGUAUAUUUAUAAUAAA
Helianthus annuus (common sunflower) is the source of this 1217-nucleotide messenger RNA. RefSeq names its product transcription factor MYB41. Bases 69 to 980 code for a protein of 303 amino acids. The record is from RefSeq and is a predicted model, not a curated record. Lineage: Eukaryota; Viridiplantae; Streptophyta; Magnoliopsida; Asterales; Asteraceae. The transcript has 3 exons.